Messenger RNA from Ctenocephalides felis (cat flea), 2099 nucleotides. RefSeq names its product 28S ribosomal protein S30, mitochondrial (gene mRpS30). Gene Ontology annotation, molecular function: structural constituent of ribosome. Gene Ontology annotation, cellular component: mitochondrial large ribosomal subunit; mitochondrion; ribosome. The record is from RefSeq and is a predicted model, not a curated record. Gene Ontology annotation, biological process: translation. Lineage: Eukaryota; Metazoa; Arthropoda; Insecta; Siphonaptera; Pulicidae.
AUAAAUGAUGAGGCUCCAUAUGUACUUUUUUCAAUAAUUUCAUCUUUCAACUUCGGUGAAAUCAGCAAUACAAACUAAUUAAUUUUGUAUUUGUAAUACUCCCAACAAUUGUCAGGUUAAAUUUAUUUUGUGGUUAUGUUCUCGUCAUAAUAUAUUUUCAAAAUGUUGAGAACAAAUUUAAUUAAACUGAAAAGAAAUACUUUGGCUUUGAAUAUUGUGAAAUAUUCUUCAAAUAUUGCCGUAGAAACUCGUCAAGAACAACCUAAAUAUCCACCGAUUUUAGAUUUGUCUAGAAGUGCAGCCAGACGAAGAGAAAAGCAAUCAUGGCAUGAUGAAAUACAAAAUGUUAAGUCAGUAGAAGAAAAGCUGAUUAAAAUUAAUAUGCCAAAGUAUUAUGGUUUUAAAUCUGUUUUAAUAAACCAUGAAAAAGUUCCUUAUAAUGCUUUGCCGUUGAUACAACAUUACACCCGAACACAUUUCAUUGAACAAAAUGAACCACUUAGUUUUUACAGCCAGUAUGAAGAAAAAACUACAAAAUAUCUUGAACUAAUUAAAGGACAGAUUGAGGAAUCAUUAUCUUUUGUUCACAAAGCUAUUAAAAGUAAUGUGAAAAGUGGUGAAUUAUCAGCAUCAGAAAUUGAAGAUAAAGUAGCAGAAAUGGUGAUAGAAAAUAUUAAUAGAAUUAUCAUAAAUAAUUUAGCAAAGGACGAAGAUCAUUUAUUUGAAGCUGGUAUUGACCAAAAGUCACGCAUUGAAGCCUAUUGGGUUGUGGGUGGCGUUUUACCUCCUGCAUCUACAAGGAAAGCAAAAAAGGGCCUUAAAUGGCUGGAACAUGAAGCUGAUGAUUAUGUUGAUAAACAUGUUCAAUAUUUGGCUACUCCUGCACUGACUAUUAGAAGUGCAUGUCCACUGGAAUCUUUUGUACCUCAUGAAUCCGCAACGAAAGAUGUUUACUCUAUUCCACAUUAUAUGUAUGAUCCUAGAACCCUUGGAUAUGUACAAGAACAUAGACAUGCUACAAGUAUACCAGGUUUCUGGCCGGGUGAUGAACAAGAAUUUGGAUUACUUUCUUACCAUACAAGAGGUAGUAUGUUAAACAGACUCAAUGCUGGUGAAAAAGAUUAUCAAGAAGCCUUACACAGCAUGGGAAUUUUACAUUCCUAUGCAUGGUUGUUGGCUCAAUCAAACUACCAAGGAUUCAAUACUUAUAAUGACAUCACAUAUCCAUUAACAACUCAAACUAUCAUAACUAAUGGUCAACUGUUCUCCCUAUACACAUACCAGUUGAACACUACUUUAAUCCAUAGUGAUAAUUACUGUAGCAAUGAGAAGGUAAAUUUAUGUUGGGGUACCAAAGAAAUGAAAUUAUUUGACUCUGUUGACGACUCAGGUAAAGUGGUUAAUCUAAAUGACAAUGUUUUGAGGCAGCUGAUACAAUAUUAUAUAAAUAAACCGAAAGCAAGAGAUAUUGAAAUGAAGCCAUAUUUAGAUAAAUGUCAACCGCUUGUAGCUAAUAUACAAGAUGAGGAAAAACGUGUUUGGCUAGAAAGUAGGUAUAAACAUUUGGUGUCGAAUAGACCAAGGCAUAGAUUACCUUAUGAAGUUUAUCAUUGGGAAAAGAUUUAUAAAAUUGAUCAUAAAACAAGACCAAUGGAACCUAGAAGGAGGCCUUUUGAAUUGGGUAUUAAUCAUAAUAGAAGGCUUGAUGAACAUACACCUGAAUAUAUACCAAAAUGCAUAAGACCUGGAGGUCCUAAGAGUAAACCAAAGUGGGCUAAAACUUAUUAUCCUUAAUUAUUAAUGUAUGAUUAACUAAAUGUAUAAUUAUAAUAUAUAAAAAGAAACAUCAUUUUAUAUUUGUUAUUUGCAUUUUGGAAAAUUGCCAGUUGAAUAAUAUAGGUAUGGGCACUUUGCAAUACACAAUCAACAUAUUUGGAGAUAAGUACAACUCAAAAUGAUAUUUUCAAAGUUGUGUAAUUGUGAUUACCUAUAUUCAGUUCUUUAUUAUACAUUGAGGUAGACAGUAGGAAAUUGAUAUAUCUGAAAUUAUAUUUUUCAAGAUGUAUGUAGAAAAUCUAUAAAUCGUUCAAACACAAAAU